GUUCCGUGCCCUCUCGGAUCUACAGUUCCCAGUGCCAGAUCUUCGAGAUGACCAAGUUGAACCUCGUGACAAAGUCAAGAUGAACCCCUUGCCUGCCGAACGCGAGAAAUUUCUCACUUGGAGUCAGGAUGCCUUCCCCGAGAUGCCAGAAGAUGUCCGUCAUCUACUAGCUCUCUGCAAGUACGUCUGCGACCUUAAUGCGUCCAACUACAUGAUGUCCAAUAAGCAAAAAUUGGUUCUGUCCAUGCUUGCAGAUGGGCAUGCCUGGCGAGCGCAUCAUAGACAGAUAUUUCAUUAUGAAGACGGAGCUUGGGUUCGCACGUCAUCGCUCGUGAUCGAGGCAUGGGAUGUCUUCCUCGCCCUCGAAGGCUUAUUCAUCCAGUUGGCCUUGAACCUGGAGACAGAAAACGCGACUCCAGCUUGGUCAUGGUCGGACGCGAGUGUCUACAUCAUGGACAUCAUACAGAAUCUGACGAACAACGUCCCCGAUGUCUCGAACGAACUCAGAUCCAUCGCGAAGCAGAACAGUGACCAUCUUCGCAAAGCCACAGGCAACAAAACCUGGCAUGCUGCAUGGAGUCGACGAGUCGCUGAUAUGCUUGUCCAGAUUCGAAAGUCCUGGGAAUGCGAGCACAACAUCAAGGCCUUGUCCAAGUUAUUCCUUGUCGAAUGGGAUAGCCCAAUGCCCAAAUCGAAUGGAGUCUGUUUCGAUGAUGUUUAUGUUACCGACCAGUGGGAGUUGCAGCCCAAAGGCCCGCAUCGCAACUGCUACCUCAAGCUCAACUACGACUUCCUGUAUGAGAAGGCAAUGCACAAGUAUCCCAAUUUCGACAUUCGCGAGACGAAGCGUGCUUUGCGUCUUUUCAUUGAGUCCGUCUACUAUGACAACCAGCCUGCGUAUCAAAUCAAACUGUGUUUCAUGCACGCAAGGGCGGGGAUGGAAGCCAUCUUGGACAAGGCUUUGUUCGGCGAGUUGGCAACAUCAACUCUCGAUUGCGGCGUCUUCUUAGACAGAGCAGAGUUCAGGAAGUCAGCCGAAUUGGCUUGGAAUCGUGCGAACGUCCGGAUCCAGGAGAUGGAUCACAAUGGCCGCUUUGUCGCCGACAUUUGGAAGAGGUUCGUGGUUGAUGAAGACAUUGACUGUCGAGUCAACUACGGCUUCACAGCCAAAAGGCGUUUCGGUGAGUGCAUGAAGAUACANNCAAUCAUCGAGGAGGCCUACGAUCGUCGAAAGUCCUGUCAACAGCUACAGCGUCGAGUCGUGUGUGUACGCAUGGGCAAAGGCGUUUUCACCUCAGAUGACACAGCAGUUGACCAUGCUAAGGGAGUGUUUCGACUGAUCCCCCAGGACGAGCUCACUGCCUUGCUUGCCCAUCCGGUCACUGCAGCAAUCUAUCUGAGGGAAUACUGCAUUCCUUUCUUCCAGGAGACGAGUCUUACCGAGUGCUUGCACAUGAUCCAUGACUUGUCCUCAGUGCAUCCUGAUCUUGCUCGUGACACCGACUGGCUGGCUUCUCGCUUGUCUGGUGGCAAUGCACCUCCACCGGGCGUUGAGAAAGACCUUAUGAGCACCUACAAUGACCUUCUUGUGGCCACACAUGAAGCGACGCCGUACAGGCGCCUCAUCAAGGAGUACCUUGUACACAAGGUGGAGGCUCUGCCUGGCUGUAUUGGCUCUUCGAAAGGCAAACGUACAAAGUUGUCGUAUUUGGUCGAGGCGAUUGACAAUAGCACCUUCAAGUUGUUCAAACAAGUGGAUCAUGGGGUUUUCAGCAAACUCCUGGUUGAUUGGACGAAAUUGCUCCACAUCAUGAACAACAACGGUGGUGCCGAUGUCUUCGGUGACUGGGCAACAUGGUGCUGUCCUUUCGAUUUACUUCAUCUACAGGAAAAAUGGGUUGGCGAUGCCUUUACCAUGCAGCGGGAUCACAUGGUCUCCCACAAAACCGCUGGCGGUGACUCCAGCAACCUGGGCCGUCCAAGUGUUCAGCAAGUACAUGAAAAGGCCAACAUUGACGAGCUUCGAGAAUAUGCUCUACUUGGAACGGACAGGAGACAGCCACUUCUCGAACAGUAUAUCAUGCGCCAUGAAUCCCAAGGGUUGCGCGAUGGAUCUUUCUCCACAAUCAUCGUUGACUACUAUCAGCCGACAAAUUAUGGAAGACUACUUGCUCGCGGGGUCGCUGGUCAAAAACUGACUCGAGAAGCUCGGCACGCAGCUUUUGGAGGGCAUUGCGUUGAAGUGGAUGCUCCGUGUUGUCAUCCCCGGUUGUUGGGCAUGACUCUGCUGAAGCUUGGAUUGUGGGAUGCGCAGAAGUAUCCCAUGCUGAACAAGUUCACAGAGAACUACCAGGCAUGGAGACAAGCCAUCGCGGACUAUGAGGAUAUCUCUCUGGCCGAUGCCAAAGUUGAACUGAUUAGUUCAGAAAGCGGCGGAAGUAUUGCUUCGCCAUCCAUCGUCAUCCCACGUGGUCGGAUUGUACCAGGAAAUUGUGACUGGGAACACUAUGACACUUCGCUUGAGGAUGUUCCGAACAACUGUUUGCUUCGGAGCAUUGCAGGGCUUGAGUCUACAUGUGACCUGACCGGCAUCCAGCCCGACUCGGACGAUGUUACCUUGUCCGCCAAGGAAGUCUCUAUGGUCAUCAAACGCUGUUCCAAGAAGACCUGUCGCGUACACCAUCACUACAACUACAGGAAAGUGGAAGGUCAGAAGUACCACAGCCUGGACCUGGACCAGAUGGAAUACAUCUUUGUGAACAGCAAAGUUGGUUUCAGCCGGCAAUUCCUCGACUACCACAAUGCCUUGCAGUUCCGCGGUGGUCUGAGUCACAAUGCCAUCAUGUUCGCACAAGGCGAGGUAAUGUGGGAAGACCGCGAUCAGCACGCCCGAUGGCACAUGGAGUAUGCCAAUGCACAACUCUACUAUCAGGUCCUGAAGGAGGCUACCCAGAUGUGGACAACCCCACCAUGUCGCAAGCAAUUGUUCAGCAUCCGUGUUGAGCAGCCUUUGGAGAAUGAGUUCCUUGAUUUCUAUCGUGAUUGGUGGCAUCGCAAGCAGUUCUCCUUGGCAGAUUGGCGUGCCGUGAAGGAGGUCGUCAUCGAUGGCCACGAAAAGGUCUCGGCGAAGUGCCAAGGGCCUCCUCCUGCACAUGUGGGACGCCCUCGAAAGAAUGGGGCCAACAAGCAGCGCCACAAUGGCUGGUUCAUGGCUAUGGAUCCCCGUAGUGGCAUGGUCAUGUCGGUGGCUGACAUGGAAGAGCCAGAGAACAACGUGGUCGCCAAGAAUGUCUUGCGGAAGGUUGUCACAAAGGCUGUCAACCUCAACUGCGUCAUUUACGACAAGAUGUGUGUGUGCCUAAAAUCCUUUGCGACGGACAAGGAUUUCAAGCAGGUGAAGUACUGGUCCAUUGACCGUUUCCAUGCAAAGGCUCACUCCGUUUCCUGCCCUUGCUCGCCCAUUCAUGUCCGUCGACUUGAUCUACGUCUCCGCUCUGUUAACUCCUCCAUAGCCGAGCAGACAUUUUCAUGGUUUCGCGGCUAUGCUUGCAGCUUUAACACGAAGGCACAUGACACGCACAUCUUCUAUGUGCUCCUGUAUGUCAAGAUGCACAACAGCCUCGUGCGUCAGAACAGACUUCAGCAUCUCAACGCAUUCAGUGCUCGUUCGAAGAUCGCAAAGGCCGCCCGUGUCCUCCGCAAGCCUGCCAGCAAGAAGUAUCAUUGCCGUCGUCCCGCUUCGUCCGUCAACCUCAUCAAGCCGGUCCACAAGAAGCCCGCAAACAAAGUCAGGAAGAACAACCU
This is a messenger RNA of Symbiodinium necroappetens, 3804 nucleotides long. The record is from the annotation of a GenBank genome assembly. NCBI's taxonomy places the organism in Eukaryota, Dinophyceae, Suessiales, Symbiodiniaceae.